UGACGUCACGGUGCAAGAUGGUCGUUGGUAUCGGAAAUGGAGUAGCGUAGAGGCUGGGCGGUAGGAACGAACUGUAGGUGUGUCAGUAGUCAGUACUCGGCUUCACCGCGAUAAUGCCAUCGAAAUGCCGAUCGUCGUCGUCGCACGCUGACUCGCGGCUCGCGUAUUGCUCGUACGUAAGACCGGGAUCGUUCCGUCGGCCGAGUCUCGGAUGGUGAUAUGAUUAUUCGCGAAAUAGUUGGCGAGGCGAUUCGGAGCGGUGUGUCCCGACCCUGUCUGGCUACGUGAACCUCGUUUUCUGGGACUAGCAAUAACAAGUUUCCUCCUGAUCUCCCGGUACGUGAAACAUCCGACUCGCAACUUACAACCUACGACCUACAACCUACAAUUUACAACCUACUCGUGUGCGAUCGGUGAUAUGUACACGCGGUAGUUCGAAGCAGAUACGGUGAGAUCCUGCAUCUGAAUGAAAUCCAAGUGUGAAUCAGUAAAGAGAAGGUGAUCAGUCCAGUGAUAUCAGAGUUCAUCGAUGAAAGUCGGACUGUCGGGUGACCGCUGCUGAUCUCAAGAGAGGAUCGGGAGAGGAUCAAGCCGAUCGCGGUCGAAAGUGAAGUGUGCACAUCGUGCAGGGGUGUCCAUCUCAGUGAUCGAAGAUCCGAAUCUGAUAUGGAUAAACGCGUGUACGUAUAAGGAAUCCGACGGUACGUUCGAUAUCGUGUGCACGUCGUGCAUCCGAUCUGUCAAACUGGACCGUGUUGUGGUUUCCGUUCGAUCCGCUAUAUCGGUCAGCCGCGAAAUAGUCGGGCAUCGGGCCGUUUACCCUUCGCAGUUGUUGACGCCGUGGACAGGAACACACGAUCGAUCAAUCUCAAGGGAACGUAGUAUCCUAACUCGCGUCGACUUUGCUUCCAUCGCUGCUGCUGCGAGUUGCGAGUGCCGUACGCGAUUCCGUGUAUGCGUGUCUACACGUACAUCGUACCUAUAUCGAUUGAUCCCUUUCCGUAAACAAUAGCUCGGUCACUGAGAAUGUAUCGUGCGACGCUCGAAACGAGACAUGAGUUUCAAUCACAGUGAGAAAGUAGCAGCUCGUGUCUGCUCGAGUGAUGUUGAACUUGGAACUUAUUCGAGCGACGAUUCCACCGCGCCGCGCCGGUAGCUAGGUAGACAGUAGACACUGGGUACAUGUGUACUGAGUUAACGGUUAACUGAAGAGGGAAAAUCGCUGUUCGAGCUUCUCUCGUCGCUUCUCAAUCGGGAAGGCAGGUUAGUCGUUAUUAUAUAGUUCUAUAGGAACCAAGGUAUCUGUUCGGCGACCGGGUGAAGCGGUCGAUCGUUCGCGCUCGAGAGGAACACGGAAGAUUCCGGCGUGUGAAUGUUGUUGGUGCAGUUCAGGCGAAGGAAAGAGACAAACAUCUACUUCAGCUAGCAUAAGAAGAGGAAGAGAGGGCAAGCUACUGGCUGAAAAAUGACUAACUGAAAAAGCUUGGAACUUGAGAGGUAUACACGUAUACGUUACCAGGCGUACAGUCGAAUACAUACUUAUAUCGGUAUCGAAAGCGGUGGGUUUCGUUGUCACUGCCGCGCACGCGAGUGUCCACGUUACCGUGCAUGUAUGUACGCGCGCGUGUUGCGCGUGUAUGCUCUCCUCGUAAUUUCAUUUGCGUGUCGUAUUCGAAGUGAAGUUUCUGUGUAACCGGCCGAAAGGGUGACCGAUAGAAAGAUUGCGCGCGCGCGACAGGUAGGGCGAGAGAGAAAGAGCCGAGCGAGGAAGCAAGAGAAGUAAGAGUUUGGAUAACGCAAAAUGUGGAAUAUGAUGUGCGAGGUGAUGCCGCCUAUCCCGGAGGACAGUAUCAGCCAGCGGAAUUCGCAAUACUCCGGCGAUGAUUCGAACUUCGAGCAGCUGAUGGUGUCCAUGCUCGAUGAGCGGGACAAGCUUAUGGAGUCGUUGCAUGAGACCCAGGAACGGCUACAAGAAACCGAGUCAAGGCUGCAGGAGGUCGAGAAGGAGCGGGAUUCGCUUAAUCGUCAGCUGAACGCGAACAUUCCUCAGGACUUCUCGCAGCUGACGAAGGAACUCGCGGCGGCACGCGAAAAUAUCUUAGAGAGGGAAGAGGAAAUAUCGGAACUGAAAGCCGAGAGGAAUAAUACUCGUCUUCUACUCGAACAUCUGGAAUGUCUGGUCUCGCGGCACGAGCGAUCGCUCAGGAUGACUGUGGUUAAGAGGCAAGCGGCCGCGCAAUCUGGAGUAUCGUCCGAAGUUGAAGUGCUGAAAGCUCUGAAAAGUCUUUUCGAGCAUCACAAGGCUUUGGAUGAGAAAGUACGAGAGCGGCUGCGAGUCGCGUUGGAAAGAAACACGAGUUUGGAAGAAGAGCUAGCCAUUACCAAAGAAGAGCUUCAGCAAUAUAAAUUGAGCGGGCACAAAGCUGUAGAGGACAGGCCAAAAGAGAACGGGCAAACGGAGGAUGGCCAGCAGCAGAACAAGAAUGAAACUGAGCAGGCGGCAGGCCAGCAGGAACAACUGCAGCAGCAACAGCAGCAACAGCAACAGCAGCAGCAGCAGCAGCUACAGCUACAACAGCAACAGCAAGGGGUACAAAAGCUAGGUACGGAGAGGCCGACCGAGAUCGGGAGUAGACUCAGCAAUGGGAGCCUCGAUCCGGCCGAUCAGGAUUCAACAGCACGAUUAAUAGAUUUACAAACCACUCUCGACAAACAGAGCUCAGAGUUGAGCACGUGGCAACGACGAGUAGCCGAAAUGAGCGGUCGAGUGACGGAAAUGGAGGAGAGCUUGUCCAAGGCUCAGAAAGAUCUGUUGAAGACCCAAGAGGCGAACGUCAAACUCCAAAGAGAUUUGCGCGAGAACCUUGCUCAAAAAGAGGACCAAGAAGAGAGGAUAGCUACUCUUGAAAAGCGAUAUCUGAACGCUCAACGAGAGUCCACUAGUUUGCAUGAUCUAAACGAGAAGCUGGAACAGGAGCUGCAACACAAGAAGGCUCAAUUAAAGCUCCAAGAAGAGAAAAUUGCAGCGAUACAGGAGAAAUUAGAGCUCGCGGAACAGAAAUUAGCCCAAUACGCGAAAUUACCAGAAAUGGAAGAGCAAUUGAAGCAGAGGAUGGAGGCUCUGACGCAGGUGAGGAGGCCCAACCAGCAGGCUCAAGAAAGGCACGGCAGCGCUGAGGAUAGAAUACAACGAUUGGAAGCGCAACUCGAGGAAAAGAACGCGGAAGUAAUGCGUGUAAAUCAACGACUCAAAAUGAACGAGGAACAUAACACGCGACUAAGUACAACCGUUGAUAAACUUCUAUCGGAAUCGAACGAUCGACUACAAGUACAUUUGAAAGAAAGAAUGCACGCGUUGGAAGAGAAGAACGCGCUUACGCAGGAACUCGAGAAAACGAGAAAGCUCGCAGAGGAUCUACAAAAUGAGAAGGCCGAGAUAGUUAAGGAAUUAGGAAAAGCUCGUUUAGAAAUCGAUAGCGUUAAGAGACAGAUGCUCCAACAGGAGAUAGCGUUUAAUAUUCAACAAACCGAUGCAUUGACUAGAAGUUUGUCACCGAAUGCUGUGGAUCCGGGUUCCUUUUCGAGGAGCGCGAGUCACAGUAGCUUCGACACUCAUUCCCUAUCGAGGAGAGCGGCCAAAAGAACUACGAUCGAGGAAGAUUCAACGAAAAAUUACGUAGCGCGCAACUUAGCGGAACAGGAAUGGAAGUUGCAACAGGCACAUGUUCUCGCGAACGUGCAACAGGCGUUCGACGUUUCCAGCGAUGCGGAAGGCGACGGCGAUAACGAGAGCUUAUUCAGUUGCACAGCCGAUGUGAUCAGUCCUACAGGACACACGGACGCUCAAACGUUAGCGUUAAUGUUACAAGAACAAUUAGAUGCUAUUAACAAUGAAAUUAGACUGAUCCAGGAAGAAAAACAAAGUACGGAGGCGCGUGCCGAGGAGUUGGAGUCCCGAGUUGGCAGUCUCGAGCACAUGAAUCUGUUAGCGAGAGGACGAAGUCUCGAACGAGCAUCGCCACCGUUGAGCGGUCGAUCCACGCCAAAGUCGCAUCACAGUCCUAACAGGGAUUACUUACACAAAUAUCACACCGCACCAGCGUCGAUGUCGCCGGCACAUCUUCAUCAGUAUGCCGCCUCUUUAGCUAGCCCGGGUCAACUAUCGGAAUCUCUUCCUGCCAGCCAGCUACAGUUGUCGGGCGAGGAAUUGCACUCGGUGAGCGAAAGGGAUAGCACUGGUGGUGCAGGAAGUGGUGGCAGCGAUGCAGCUUCUCCGUUGACCACGCGAUCUAUCAGGCUAGAACGAGUAGCACAGGCACUUGCUCUCAGUCAAGAGGAACUUAGAAGACGCACCGGACAAAUCGGAUUUCCCAGCAGUGGUUUUCCUGCUCACAGCAGGCAUGGGCAGCAUAACAACGGCGCACUCAAUUCUGGGACUCCUCCUUCUCCAUUGUCCUCGCGACAUAGCAGCCAGGACAGUUUGCAUAAAAACAACUUAUCCAGUGUCGGACUGCCGAUCGGCCCGCUAUCGAGCUCGCAUUUGCACAUGCAAUCGACGAUGAGCCCGGCGACGGCCGCGGCGGUGGCCGCGGCGCAAAAGAAAAAGGGCAUCAAGAGCAGCCUUGGGAGAUUUUUCAGUAAAAAGGAGAAGAUCAAAGGAAAGGAUACGCCGAUGCCCGGAGACAUGAUGACCAUGGGAGGAGCGAGUACACCUGCGGAUCCUGAUUACGGGGACAGCGUUUCCGUAGCCGGUACUAUGGGUAGUAAGAGCGAUUUCGAUCGUAGAACAAAGAAGAGUCCAAGUAUGUUUGGUAGUAUGUUAGAUUCUUCGCGGCACGAACUCCUGGCUGAGGCGAUGAAGGCUGGAACACCGUUCGCCUUAUGGAACGGACCGACCGUCGUAGCUUGGCUCGAGCUCUGGGUGGGAAUGCCGACAUGGUACGUUGCAGCCUGCCGAGCGAACGUGAAAAGCGGUGCCAUAAUGAGUGCUCUUAGCGAUACCGAGAUCCAACGCGAGAUCGGCAUUAGUAACCCUUUGCAUCGAUUGAAACUACGAUUAGCUAUACAAGAAAUGGUAUCGCUGACGAGCCCAUCAGCACCGAAAACCUCUCGCACAACUUUAGCAUUCGGAGAUAUGAACCACGAAUGGAUCGGUAACGUUUGGCUGCCGAGUCUCGGCUUGCCACAAUAUCGAUCCACUUUCAUGGAGUGCCUUGUGGACGCUAGGAUGUUGGAUCACCUCACGAAGAAGGACCUCCGCGGUCAACUUAGAAUGGUUGAUAGUUUUCACAGAACAAGUUUGCAAUACGGGAUUUCGUGUUUGAAGCGUCUAAAUUACGAUAGACAACAAUUAGAAGAGAGAAGGCGCAUGGCCGAAGGUGCCAAUGUCGACGUCCUCGUUUGGAGUAACGAUCGCGUUAUAAGAUGGGUGCAAGCUAUCGGCCUGAAAGAAUACGGGAACAACCUGUUGGAAUCUGGAGUACACGGUGCUCUUAUAGCCCUCGACGAAAGUUUCGAUGCAAAUAGUUUUGCUUUAACCCUACAAAUUCCAACCCAAAACACACAAGCCCGACAAUUAUUAGAGGUGGAAUUUGCCAAUUUGUUAACGGUAGGAACAGAGAGGCGACUCGAUGAAGCAAAUAGUAUGAAAUCCUGAUCCAACUUUUCCAGCAGGCUGCCACAUCUACAACCACAUCACGUCUAGUCCAAACCCCAGCUAUUACUCUCUGUACGCAAGUGUGUUGUAAAAGUUGUAAGAGCUUUAAAUAUCAUUCUAAGGGUAUCUUCAUACUAUUAAGAAACGUCGUAACACGCAGUGGUAUGAAAACGAACGAUCUCGACGCGAAGUGUUAAUAAAAAGAGAAAGAAACGAAACGAAAGGCUGAUUUAUCGUAUGUUCAAACGUUUUAUCAAGCCUUACGUAAAACUAUACGUUCCAUAGGCCGCGUGUUACGCUUCCUUUCCCCACAAAGGAUAGUAAAUGAUAAAUAAUUCUGUGAAUCGAUACCACUACUCUCUGAUAGAUACUGAAAUGUAGCGAGCGGUCAAGGUAUCACGAAAUAUGUAUAUAUUUUUUCCUCGAAAGCCAAAGAGAGAAUCAUCAGUUAUAUGUAAUUACACGACAAUAAUUCUGUCUAAUUUUUAUCUUGAUUUCGUAAAUCGUAGUUCUCGAAAUAAUCGAUUUUCCGCGUUAGAAGUAACUCGUAAAUAUUAUUCAUGGCUCGCGCGAUCGCGUAAUUUCUUAUACGUACUUAUACUAUGUGAAGCAAAUAGUUGAGACGAACUAUCUAUUUUGAUAAAUAUCACUUACCGCACAAAAUAAAGAAAAAGAGAUCCUAAAAUGAUGUUAGUGCCAUCGCUCUCGAGGAAACUAUUUAUGUACAAGGAAAAGACUGCGUUCUAUAUUUCUGCAUCUAUAAGACGGUGACCUAAUAAGCCAUAUAUAUAAAUAUAUAUAUGUACAUAUAUAUAUUUAUAUUACUUUGCACAGGAGGAGCGGAAGAAUACCUGUUCUUCUCUGUUAUUUCGAUGAAUUUUAAAUGUUUGUAGAUCACGUAUAAACACAUGAAGUAUAUAUAUUUAAAUAUACAUUCUUAAAUAUAUAUAUUUAAAGAACUACACCGAAGCAACUAUCGUAAUUAGAAGAGAAUGAUUGGACAGACAACCGGUUGCACGAACAGUGUGAACAGGAAGGAUGCUCGCUUUUUAUUCAACGUGGAAAUAUAAGGAGACGGACAUUUUAUACCAAAAUAAUCGCGCAAUGUAUAAGUAUAUAUGUACGAAGUGGUUAGUAAGUGUUUGUAAAAUUAAAGGAACUUUGUACUUUAAAUUGAGACGACUGGAUUUCUAUCGAUCGGUCGCGUGAUUUAACGUAACGUAACUUCAUUACUCAUUCAUUAACUUCGUUCGAUUAGAAUAAAAGUAAAAUCGUUUUUCCAUUCCGCUCUCUAGCAUUUCUAGUUCGUUCGAUGAAAGGGAAUAGUUCAUGUCGAUUGUUCAAGUUUGUUGUAAGUACAAUACUUCUUAGUCUCUAAUCUUCAUUCAAAGUUCCGGAGACGAUUAUUGUUAGGCUCGAUCGGUAGUAAAGAGAAUAAGGAAACGGCUAAAAGGAGGGAUAGGAACUACAAUGGCCGUAAAUGUUGCUAACGAUCGGUGACGAUGUUGCUGAAGACAAUGAUUACGUUGAUAAUUACUAUAAUUACCCAUUACAAAGUGUUACAAACAAAGUUGAGGACGUGACGAAAGACUGAGACUACGAUACAGCGAUUGUAAAUGACAUUAAGAGAGAGAGAGAGAGAGAGAGAGAAUCUGGUCAUUUGAAAUAAGAGACGAUACAAUAAUGAUAAUAAGUUAUAAUGGAAUGUUGUUAAUGUUGUUAAUACUUGAGGAAUCAUUGUUGUUGAUGUUUGUUUCCCUGUGAAGUACCCUCUGCAAGCUGUUCAUUCGUUAUAUAGCUCCAUCGCUCUGCAAAUGACCUUCCGAACGGGCGCAAACGUACCAAAUAAUUUCUACCAAAGACAUCGCGAGCAUUGCGUUACGAAGAUUUUUCCGAUCGUGAUCGCAAUGCAUAUAAGAAUGUAACGUUGGCAAAUCUCGAGAUAAAUAUAAAUACGCGUUAGGAAGAUGAAAAUAUCUCUUACCCUUGUAAAGAUUGCAAUUGUACAGUUUUCAUCGUUCGGCGUUGGAACAUUGCUUUUUCGUUCUAUUCCUUUUUCGUUACCUAUUUCUUUUUCGUUUGUCUAAGUGCCACCGAUCAGUUGAAAUGUUUCUAGAUAAUCAGAAAGACUCGCUAAGCCAAAGCAACGUUACGCUACCUCAAUACUGAGACACGGUGGUACGCUUGUUUCUUUCGUAUAAAUACUUUGAGGCGACCGGUCCUAUCAUUUUCUUUUUAAUCGUUACUAUCAUACAUUAUUAAGUCCGAGUUAAUUAGAACCGAAGAUAAUUGGCAUAGCACAAGUGUUUGAUCGAUGACUAGAAAAUAAAAAAAAAACUACGCCUUGAUGAGUUGAAGCUGCACGCGCUUUGAGCAAAUAUCGAACCGUAGAGGAGGAGCUACUAUGCUUGAGGUGAAGCGUUUCUAUACGUACAAUAGCGUACCGUUCUCACUUCUAAUUGUAAUACUACCUACGAUAGUACUUUGAUUGUACAGAACUAAUUUGUACAAAGCUGAAUAGUUAUACAAAGCCGAUUCACUUUGUCAAACAGAAUGGCCGUCUCUCCCUUUCGGAAGUGUCUGCAGUAUGUGUAAAUGACUGAACUUAUUUUUAAUGUACGCUAGUUAAUAGUGUCUAAUGGACAUUCCAAUAAGAAAACAAAUAAUGAUGAUGAUAAUGAUGAUGAUAAAGAAAAGGAGGAAGAAAAAGGAGAAGAAGAAGAAAAUGAAACGAGAAAAGAAAACAAACCUUCCAAAAAGAAUAGCCACAUUCAUAAUCGCAUACAUAUAAUAUGUAAAUCAUCGAUUCGAUAUGUAGCAGCUUCGCCGCCUUCUACGUAUUCAACUAUAAAUACAUAAAUAGAUAUAUAUGAAUGAAAAAUACAAGUUUUGCCUGAAUCCGACCGCUCGGUAUCGAAUAGAGCUUCAAUAACUAGAAUUAAUAGCGAUUGUACUGAUAUGCGUCAUGUUUUUACCAACAAUAAUGUAACGAUCAAUUGCUUGAACUUACAACUCUGUGGUCUACUAUCAUUUUAAAGUAAAAGUUUCAAAUCAAUAUGCCGGGUUUUAAGUUGUAAGUAUACACGUAAUGAAGAACGCAGUUUUUAUUUAUUUACCGUAACGAUAAUAAUGCGUAAAGAGUGUUACUGGUAAAAACAUCCACGUAAACGUGUAAUACUGUGAUGUAAUAGUCUUGUAGCGUGUGUUUCGUUCAAUUGUUUGAUACGCUCGAUUCGACCGAACUGGCGGAAGAACAAGCUCGAAAAUUCUGGAUUUUUGUACUCGAAUCCAUUCGUGCGUGUUUAUGAAACAAUUGCUAGUUAUUGUACAUAUGUAUGUGUGUGCGUGAGCGUGUUCCGUGUAUAUAUCUUUCUCCAUGUAUGUACAUAUAUACGAAUUAUUUAUUAACUACCCUAUAAUCGUACUAUCGAAAGGUUUCAUCGCAAGCCCGAUGCAGUUUUAAACGCAGUUACGACCCCGGUAUAGUUUGAACAAAUGUUGAUACAUCUUCUGAAUGAGUAUCGCGUGUAACAAGUUUCGUUACAGGACACACGAAUCGCAUCCGGAAUAAAAAAAAGUUCGUUCGGAAGCGAAGAGGCGAUUCUUUUUCAAGUCGCUCAAAUUUCGAAUUAUCGGGGCGAUCUUUAAAAACGCGAGGCACAGAGUCUGUCGGAAUCAUUCGCUACAGAAUAAAUAAUAUAUAUGAUAAAAGACUUAAUUAAAGAUGUUCGAGGCGUGUAAAAUAUAAUUUAUUUUGUGCGCGAUGAUUCUAUACAACGAAUGCCUAAAUUCCAUACCAUCGCGAUCAAAACGUACCAUGUACACAGAACUACAUUUUUUUAAUCUGAUUGUUUUACGGCCUGCGUCAUCGGGCCGCUCGUGCCAGCAGCAUAAAGAGAAAAUCAACAGUUGUAUAAUUACUAAAAGUAUUUCUAAAUGUGAAGUAGUAUGAGACUACACAUACAUAUACGUACGUAUAUAUACAAUUGUAUGUAUGUGUAGCGUAAUACACAGUGCACAAAUAUACAUAUAUAAACUAUAAACGAAUUUUGAAAUGAUUGUCCGCUCACAGGGCUUGGCGAGAGAGAGAUGUUCAGUUAAACUCGGUCAAGUUUCUACGCGAUUUGUACUUAUUCGUUGAGUAUGAAAUUUUGAUAGCCACUUUGAAAUUGAUGCGUUUAUAUAUAUAUUUGAGUAAAGUAUCAGCAGUCAAAGUAUUAUUUCGAGCGUUCGCAGAGUCAGUUUACACACGAUUUAUUUAUUCGUUUAAAUAAGAUGCUUGUAACUUCUUUUGAGGAAAUAAAUAGAACGUAAACCGUA
Ceratina calcarata is the source of this 9976-nucleotide messenger RNA. It is a transcript of the gene Liprin-alpha, whose product is annotated as PTPRF interacting protein alpha. Bases 1802 to 5656 code for a protein of 1284 amino acids. Gene Ontology annotation, biological process: synapse organization. The record is from RefSeq and is a predicted model, not a curated record. Gene Ontology annotation, molecular function: protein binding. The transcript is spliced from 22 exons. NCBI's taxonomy places the organism in Eukaryota, Metazoa, Arthropoda, Insecta, Hymenoptera, Apidae. Gene Ontology annotation, cellular component: presynaptic active zone.